GAUUUUCUUUUGUAUUUUUAGUUUUAAGGGUUUAUUUAUUUUGUGUUUUUGAGAUGUCCAGUGUCAAUUUAAUCAUAAUAAUUACUGAAUCUCUGAAAAAGUUUUGGUUUUGGUGAUUUGAAGAAUGGGGUUUUGAACUGCUGUCAUUUUCUCUAAAUUUUCUGCAUUUAUGUAUGCUGUAUCUGGGUGAUAUGAUGUAAUGGAGUUUUAAUGAAGUGAGUUCAAUGCAGAGAGCUUUUCUGGAAAUUUUCUGCAAUUUUAUGUGUGUGGCUGGAUGAAUUGUGUGUUUUGAAUGAAGAUUUGACAAGUGGGUAUUUUCAUGUCUGUAUUAGGAUGAAAGGAGGGCAACUCAGAAUAAGAUCUAGGGGUCAAGAGUUGUCUCUAGCUCUCAUUUUUUUUGUAUGUACCACUAUUCUUUUCUGGGCAUGGGACAGAACUCCACUUCUAACUUCAUUGCAGCUGCCGCCCAAAAUUCCGUUGUUGCAACAUUCUCCAGAUAUUAUACUGAUGCCGUCAGAACAAAGAACACAUGUGACCAAAGAUAUUACAGCUUUUGUGCCGAAAGACACCAUAAAUAAUGAGGAGGCACACCAGUUGGAUGAAGUGACUUCAGAGAAUCCUGUGAAAAGCACUUCUUAUUCAGUAACAGUUCCACAUAAGAAGGCCUGUAAUUAUGCAAAAGGAAAGUGGGUGGUAGAUGACAGACGACCUUUAUAUUCUGGGUCUGAAUGUAAACAAUGGUUAGCUCCAAUGUGGGCUUGCCGAUUAAUGCAGCGUCAAGAUUUUGCCUAUGAAAAGCUAAGGUGGCAACCAAAAGAUUGUCAAAUGGAAGAAUUUGAAGGUGCCAAGUUCCUGGAAAGGAUGCGGGAUAAAACCCUUGCUUUUGUUGGAGAUUCAUUGGGUAGACAGCAGUUCCUGUCUCUAAUGUGCAUGAUCACGGGUGGUAAAGAGAGGACUGAUGUCAUAGAUGUGGGAGAAGAGUAUGGUUUCAUCACACCUGGUAGUCAACGUCCUAAUGGAUGGGCUUACAGAUUCCCAAGAACCAAUACUACUGUCCUCUACCACUGGUCUUCCUGCCUUUGUGAUUUGGAGCCUCUUAAUGUUACUGACCCACUCACUGAAUAUGCCAUGCAUCUUGAUCGGCCCCCAGCAUUCCUACACCAAUUUCUUCACAAAAUUGAUGUCCUGGUUCUCAACACAGGACACCAUUGGAAUCGAGGGAAACUUAGAGGUAACCGGUGGGUCAUGUACAUUGGGGGUGUUCCCAACACCAAUAAGAAGAUGGCAGCUAUGGGAAGUGCCAAGAACUUCACAGUCCACAAUACUGUUAAGUGGUUGAACUCACAGCUACCAAAAUAUCCACACUUGAAAGCCUUCUACCGUAGCAUCUCUCCUAGGCACUUUGUAAAUGGGGACUGGAACACUGGAGGCAGUUGUGACAACACAACUCCUAUGUCUAUAGGAAGGGAAGUACUACAAGAAGAAUCUAGCGAUGAUGUUGCUGCCAGUGCAGUGAGGGAGACAGGGGUUAAGCUUCUGGACAUAACAGCACUAUCACAGGUAAGAGACGAGGGGCAUAUAUCCCGAUUCAGUAUUACAGCUGCACCAGGAGUCCAAGAUUGCUUGCAUUGGUGUUUGCCUGGUGUUCCAGACACAUGGAACGAACUCCUUUUUGCACAGAUUUAGUCCUUGUUGGUGCAGAAUGAAGAAUUCUUGCAGCACACUUGACAUGCCAGACUGUAGCUAGCCUCUUCCCUGCAAUGCACUCCACAAUGACUCCUCUUAUGACAUUGCAAUACCAUGGGAAAGGUUUCCAAGUUGUGACCAUAUUUAUUAUCGGGGUUCUUGUAGCGUUUAAGCAUGUAAUUUACACGGUCAUCAUAUUUAUAGAUUUAGUUUCUAGAUUAUGUAGCUUAGUAGAUCAUUAUUUCCUUCACUUUCCCAUGAUACACUUUCAGCACCAAAAUGAGGAAACACAGUCUAAUACUUUGGCUCCAUGCAAACCUCUGAAGAUGAAAGAUGCUUGUUCACGGAUUGAAGAGCACCAAAGAAGUUUGGAAGGAAAAUUAUUUGAGGAAUAAUGUUAAAAAAUUGGCUAGCUAGAAACUCAUCAAGAAAAUUUCAUAUCUCGAGUUGUUUUUUUUAAUUACCGACAUUUUAUACCAAAGCUUCCUUUCAUGCUAGUGUUAAACACUA
Molecule: messenger RNA, 2196 nt
Organism: Rubroshorea leprosula
Lineage: Eukaryota; Viridiplantae; Streptophyta; Magnoliopsida; Malvales; Dipterocarpaceae
Source: the annotation of a GenBank genome assembly